Messenger RNA from Owenia fusiformis, 2915 nucleotides. NCBI's taxonomy places the organism in Eukaryota, Metazoa, Annelida, Polychaeta, Sabellida, Oweniidae. The record is from the annotation of a GenBank genome assembly.
CUGUGACUCAGAAUUCAAGUUUUUGUUUCCGCACAUUUUUAAACUUUGUGCUUGUUUGAUGACUAGAAUAGGGAUGAAGAUAGAGAAACGGCAUCAUGUAUCUACUGAAGAGUAAAGAGAACAAUGAAAAGAGGGAAUCAAGGGAUCUCCAAAACAAAAGCAGAAAAUUUGUUGAAAGGCAAAUCAGGUCAGCUUCUGUGGACAGUUCAGGUUUGAAAGGUGACGACCUUUUAUCAUCAUCCUUAGAAAAAUAUGAUGUGGAUGAACUUCCAGAUGGUUCGGUCAUUUCUCCACAGAAGAUUAUCAGUAGUCCAGAAGAUCGAGAAACAUCUGUCAGAUCAGCAGAGUAUAUCGGAUCAUUUUCUGUAUGUGGAGUUGACCAGCAGUCAAGGACAGAAUAUGUGAGGGGACAGCUAUCUAGUUUAUUGGAUGGUCGGAGUAAGGAGGUACUGCUAGUCAUUUCUAUAUCUGGUAUCAAGGUCUGCAGCAAGAAUGGACAGAGUGUCUACAUGGCCCAUGCUGUGAAAAGAAUCUCUUAUGCUACAUGUGACCUCCAGAAUUGCCAGUUUGCCAUUAUUGCAAGAGAACCCAAGGGAUCUGCUAGCACUCAACAUUGCCACGCCUUCAGAACCUCUACCCCCCAGCAAGCUGAAGAACUGAACACAUUAGUCGGUGAUAUGUUUAAAAUGACAUAUGCAGCGGAACGCCAGAAGAAUUCACCCACAUUUAAUGAUAUGAUUGAGGAGCAGGUAGCGAAACAACGUGCAAAGUUUGAGGAAGUCCACGGGAUGCAACAGGAUGACCUACAGAAACGUCUCUCCCAAAUCUCUCAGUCGGGGGUCUCCCAGGUUCAGUUUGAACGAGACAUGCAAAUGUUGUCAAUUCAACAGGAUGAGGAAAGGAGGAGAGAGAAAGUGGGUCAAAAUAAAGUCUGGGCAAAGCAUGCAGCAGGCAAGGCAAAGCACAGAUCUCCAAUUGCAGAACAAUCACAGAAUAAUCUAUCCAGGCAAUCAGCUGCAAAUAGCACUCAAUUUAAUUCCAAUAACAACCAUAAGAUGGCACCACAGACAAUAGCUUCGAAUUCCAGGCCCUCCGCGUCAACUCACGUUCCUGUUGUUAUCCCAGCAAUACACAGUUUACGUAACUCAGAUUUAUUUCACAAUUCAUCGAACGAUAUGGAGAAUAUUAAAGGGUCUCCAGUAAUGGCAAUGAAACAAACAAUUGAUGAACAGUUUGAGGGGUCUGGGUUAGGAAUAAAGGUGGAAGAUUAUACAUAUCCCGUGAGUCACUGGAGACCCCCUCAAAGCAAUGCUAACAAUGUGCCUAAUAGAGAAAUAAGCAGCAUUAUGUCAUCGAGACCGCUUCCUGACACUCCAUCUCACCAUAGCAAUGGAGUUCGUAAUAAAGACAAAUCAAAAUUUAAGACUAGGAGACCCAAGAGUCUCGACUCACAAGAUACAUCAGAAAAUCUUCAACAAUUUGGUAGAUCAAAUACUCGAGAUAAAGAGAGACUAAAAAAUCGGGAUAUAGGAAGAGUAAGACCAAAUAGUCGAGAUAUACAAAGACCAAAUAGUCAAAUCAUAGAACAACCUAAUAGUCAAGGUCAAGGACAAAAUGGUUGGGAUUUACAAAGACCACAUAGCCGAGAUAAAGAAAGACCUAACAUGCAGAAUAUUCCUAGAGCAAAUAGCCAGGAUUCACCACAGGGUAAUGAAACUUCAUAUCGGUAUAAUGUCCUGGAAAAACGAAAUAGUCCUGAGAAUCAUGAGCCACCACAUAAUAAUCAUGACACACCUACAUUUCCUGAUAACAUGCGUGAGCAUAUCUAUGAUCAUGGAGAGAUAUACAACAAUCAUGAUAACCCUGAGGAUGCCUACAGGUUCAAUACGCAACCCUCUAGCGAUGCAUGGCAGAGGAGAUAUCAAAACUCUAGUCCAGGAAACGAAAGCCAAGACCAAGCAUGUGCCCCUCCUACUCCCACUCGGUAUGACUCAUUGAAGAGGCUGGAAGCUGAGGGUCUGAUAGACUGUAAUACACUUCAGCAAGCAGCAUGGUACCAGGCAGGCAUACCCAGGGAGAUAGCACUGGAGGUAUUGUCAACGGAAGAUAUUGGUGCGUUUAUAGUGCGAGAGAGUAGCACCCAUCCCAACUGCUUUGCUCUGUCUGUCAAGGUACCUAAAUACGAUAACCCACAUGGCAUCAACCAUUACCUAAUACAGAGAACCCCUAAAGGUGUGAGGUUAAAGGGUCUGGAUAAAGAGUGGCCAAGCUUGACAUCUCUAGUCAUCCACCUGACAGUCAUGGCAGAGAUCCUCCCAUGUACACUUAAGCUGGCCAGGAAUGCGCGCAACCCAGCCUUUCGGGACUAUGAGGGAGAGGGUGGAGCUGAUGCAGAAAAUGAUGGUGAUGAGGACUACCAGAGAUUGACUGAUUUCUCCUCAAUGAUGAAGGAUAUGAAGUAGUGAUAGAUGAUGAUGCAAAAGAUGUGGGAUGCAUCGUUAGGAUUAUAGACCUACUGGUCAAAGUCACAAAAAUUAUAUUCCUAUGCUUGUUAUCACAGGAAAAAUCAACUGGACCUGAUGGAAACUAUCUUGCUCUGGGCUAUUGCUUACGCCACACCUGAUACGGAUGUGACUUUAUGCUGUGUGCUUCGAGAGUAAAUAAGCUUAUUAUCAUGCCUAGAUGCCCUGUACAUAUGUCACUGAGUGUUUGCAGAUUGGCAUGUCUUUCCACUCUUGGGAUAAUUCCUUUCCAUUGGUACACUUUCCUUGUGUAUCAGUAUAAUAAUCUUGUUUAUAUUUCAUGGAUGGUGUGGAUGUGAAAUGAUUAAGGAAUGCAAUUGAGAGAGAUUUAAAAUUGAAAGUAUCAGAAAAUAUAUUGUUGAGUAAGUUGCUGUCCCCUCUCUUUAUCAAUGU